Molecule: messenger RNA, 1876 nt
Organism: Hemicordylus capensis (graceful crag lizard)
Lineage: Eukaryota; Metazoa; Chordata; Lepidosauria; Squamata; Cordylidae
Gene: ZPR1
Product: ZPR1 zinc finger
Exons: 14
Coding region: 115-1461 (448 amino acids)
Cellular component (GO): nucleus; cytoplasm
Molecular function (GO): zinc ion binding
Source: RefSeq, a predicted model, not a curated record
GCAUGCGCGCGCCUCUGUCGGGCGGAAGUUCCGGGUCACAGAGAGCCCGGAAGUGAGCCGGGGCCGCCGACGCAAGAGCAGGGCCGCCUCGCUCCCUCUCUCCGCCGCCCCGUCAUGUCGGCCCUCGGAGCGCUGGACCCCGCCAGGGGCGUCCGAGCCGCGGGGCUGUUCCGCCCGCUCAGCGCCGAGGACGAGGAGCAGCAGCCGGCCGAGAUCGAGUCCCUCUGCAUGGCCUGCUACCGCAACGGAGUGACUCGGCUGCUGCUGACCAGGAUUCCAUUCUUCAGAGAGAUCAUUGUCAGUUCCUUCACCUGCAACAGCUGUGCCUGGUCCAACUCUGAGAUCCAGUCAGCUGGUCGGAUUCAGGACCAAGGAGUGUGCUAUACACUGGCUGUUCGAAAGAAGCAGGAUAUGAAUAGGGAAGUGGUGAAGACUGACUGUGCCACAGCUAGAGUCCCAGAGCUAGACUUUGAAAUCCCUGCUUUUUCUCAGAAGGGAGCUCUUACCACCAUCGAAGGGUUAAUUGACAGAGCCAUCGCAGGAUUGAAGCAGGACCAGCCCAUCCGCAGGGAAACAGACACAGACGUGGCAGGAAAGAUAGACCAGUUCAUCUCUAAGCUGAAGCGCUUGAAAGGAGUGGAUUCCGCCUUCACCUUUAUCUUAGAUGACCCCUCAGGCAACAGCUUUGUGGAGAACCCUCAUGCCCCACAGAGAGAUGAAGCCCUAGUGGUUACCCACUACAGGAGAACUGCUCAGCAGGCUGCUAUGCUGGGCCUUGAGAUAGAGGAGUCCAAGGAGGACUCGGCAGACCCAGCUGACGAUCUGAGGAAUGAGGUGCUGCAGUUUAGCACAAACUGUCCAGAAUGUAAUGCUCCGGCCGCUACAAAUAUGAAGCUGGUGCAGAUUCCCCAUUUCAAAGAAGUAAUCAUAAUGGCCACCAACUGUGAUGUCUGUGGGCACAGAACUAACGAGGUGAAAUCGGGAGGGGCCGUUGAGCCUUUGGGGACCAAGAUCACCCUCCACGUGACAGACCCCUCAGACAUGACUAGAGACAUCCUAAAGUCUGAAACUUGCAGGGUGGAGAUCCCAGAGCUGGAGUUUGAGCUGGGGAUGGGGGCCCUAGGUGGCAAGUUCACUACUCUGGAAGGCCUGCUGAAAGACAUCCAGGGACUGGUGGCCAAGAACCCCUUCACCCUGGGGGAUAGUUCGACCCCUGACAGAGCAGAACAACUCCACGCAUUUGGCAGGAAGCUGCAGCAGAUCGUGGAUGGGGAGCUGAGAGUACAUUUGGUCCUGGAUGACCCUGCAGGGAACAGCUAUCUUCAGAACGUGUAUGCCCCUGAGGAUGACCCAGAGAUGCGAGUGGAGCACUACGAGCGGCUCUUUGAGCAGAAUGAGGAGCUGGGCCUCAACGACAUGAAGACGGAGGGCUACGAGGCAGACUGCUCUUCCAGCCGGUAGCAGUCCCAGGCAGAGGCGGAGCCAGUGGCGCGAGCACCCACUGGAAAGAGCAGGCCUGUCCCUGCACUCAGGGCGAAACCUCUUCCCUUAGAAGGGAGCAUCUGGUGGCUCUCUGGAUUGAAGUUGAGCUGCUAAAAACUGCCGGCAAACUGACUGUGUAUUAAAGCUGAAGUAUUGCUGAGUUUGAGACUGCAUUGAGCUUGGGUUUCUGUUUUGUACAAGAAAUAAGUGGGUCUCACUGCUACCUACCCCCCCCCCCCCCCCGUGUGCAGUUCUCCCUUGGUUCUGGAGUGGGUGCUGCUCAGUGCAGGGAUAGUGGCUUUUUCUACCGAUGGCUGCAGAAUGAAAGCACCCCCUGCCUUGUCCCCCUCUCCUUCUCUUUAUUUUGGAGCAAUAAAAGUGAGGGGCUCUCAUA